This is a messenger RNA of Condylura cristata (star-nosed mole), 939 nucleotides long. RefSeq names its product olfactory receptor 7D4-like. Gene Ontology annotation, cellular component: membrane. Gene Ontology annotation, biological process: G protein-coupled receptor signaling pathway. The record is from RefSeq and is a predicted model, not a curated record. Gene Ontology annotation, molecular function: G protein-coupled receptor activity; olfactory receptor activity. NCBI's taxonomy places the organism in Eukaryota, Metazoa, Chordata, Mammalia, Eulipotyphla, Talpidae. Bases 1 to 939 code for a protein of 312 amino acids. The transcript has a single exon.
AUGGACCCGGGAAAUCACUCGGGCGCAGCUCAGUUCCUGCUCCGGGGCCUCUCCGACGACCCCGCCCUGCAGCCGCUGCUCUUCGGGCUCUUCCUGGCCAUGUACCUGGCGGCCGUGCUGGGGAACCUGCUCCUCAUCCUGGCCGUCGGCGCCGACCCCCGCCUGCACACCCCCAUGUACUUCUUCCUCUGCAACCUGUCCCUGGCGGACAUCUGCUUCACCUCCACCACCGUCCCCAAGAUGCUGGUGAACCUCCAGACGCAGAGCAAGGCCAUCUCCUACGCGGGCUGCCUCGCUCAGGUGUAUUUCUUUUUUAUAUUUGCUGGAAUGGACAAUAUGCUCCUGACCGUGAUGGCCUACGACAGGUUCGUGGCCAUCUGCCACCCCCUGCACUACAUGGUCAUCAUGAGCCCCCGGAUCUGUGGCCUCCUGGUCUUGGUGUCCUGGGUCAUCAUUUUGUGGAUCUCCAUGUUCCACGUUCUGUUGGCCAUGAGACUGACAUUCUGUAUGGACACAGAGAUCCCGAACUUCUUUUGUGACUUAGCGCAGAUUCUCAAGGUGGCCUGCUCCGACACACUCGUCAAUAACAUCUGCUUGUAUGUGGCCACUGCUCUCCUGGGGGUGUUCCCGUUCACCGGGAUCCUCUUUUCUUACGUUCAAAUUGUCUCCUCUUUAAUAAGGAUGCCCUCAACUGGUGGCAAGCACAAAGCCUUCUCCACCUGUGGGUCCCACCUCUGUGUGGUCUCCCUGUUCUACGGGACAGCCCUGGGCGUCUACCUCACUUCUGCUGUGGCCCACGCCUCCAAGAGGAGCUUAAUUGCCUCACUGAUGUACACGGUGCUCACCCCCAUGCUGAACCCCUUCAUCUACAGCCUGAGGAACAAGGACGUGAAGGGGGCCCUGGAGGGGCUGUUCAGCAGGGUGACCGCUAGUCCCUGA